UGGAAAUGUUGAUUUCUAUCAAUCAGUGUUGAAACAACAUCUCAAUUAUACCUACCUAUACUAGUACAUCGUUUGAAUACUCUUAUUUCUGCGUGCUUUACUUCCAAAGCCUGACGAUGGCGAAAAUUCCCACGUCAGAAGGACAAAUCCCUUUUCAAAUUCCUGGGGAAAAUAAUAUUUCUUGUUCGACCUAUUACAAGGUUUUCGGCGAUCUUGCGCGGGACGCCCCGGCUGUAGUAAUCCUUCAUGGCGGCCCUGGUGGUGGGCAUGAAUACUUGCUCUCUUUCGCAGAACUUUGGCCUCGCUACGGUCUCCCGGUAGUUUUGUACGACCAGAUCGGAUGCGGUGCUUCAACCCAUCUUCCUCAAAUGGAAGGUAACAAAGGUUUUUGGCAAGAGUCUCUAUUUGUCGCUGAAUUGGAUAACCUCCUCGACCAUCUGAAACUUCGUGAAGGCCCUGGAUUCCACUUGCUAGGCCAAAGUUGGGGAGGGAUUCUGGGAGUUGCCUUCGCUGCCAGCCGACCUCGCGGUUUGCGGAGACUGGUAUUGGCCAGUGCACUGGCCAGCAUGGAGCUUUCUGUGCAGAGCAUCCAACUCUGCAGAAGCGAGCUUCCAAUGAAUUCACAGAGAGUGCUAGAUAGAUGCGAACAGGAGGCUGAUUACGAGAGCCAGGCUUAUAAAGAAGCUCUGACUGUCUUUCAUAAGAUGUUCGUGUGUCGAGCAGAGCCAGUGCCGGCGGAAUUAAUGCUUGCAUUCCAACAUCUUAGCGAUGAUCGGACAGUUUAUGGCACCAUGUACGGACCCUCUGUUUUCAAAUGUACGGGCUCACUACGCAGCUGGUCGAGCAUACCAUGCCUCCCACAGAUCACGGCCCCUACUUUAGUCUAUAACGGAGAGUAUGAUACGUCGCGCGAUAUAUCGCAGGAGCCGUUUUUUGAUCACAUUCCACGUGUUCGCUGGAUCACAUUCCAAGGAGGAAGUCAUAUGUGUCAUCUUGAUGCUGGUGGCCUCGGGGAACGGGUUUUGAAGGUGGUGGGUGAAUUUCUGAUGCAGCACAAGGCGGUUGCAUUACAGCCCUGAUAUCAUGUUAUCUUCAAGUCUAUCAAAUGUUUUGGAUAUGUAGGUACCUAGCAUAUUGGGUACCUAGGUAGGUAGAAAUUUUAUUGAAUC
Messenger RNA from Annulohypoxylon maeteangense, 1169 nucleotides. Its product is annotated as proline-specific peptidase. Gene Ontology annotation, molecular function: peptidase activity. Gene Ontology annotation, biological process: proteolysis. The transcript is spliced from 2 exons. NCBI's taxonomy places the organism in Eukaryota, Fungi, Ascomycota, Sordariomycetes, Xylariales, Hypoxylaceae. The record is from RefSeq and is a predicted model, not a curated record. The coding region runs from base 117 to 1079 and encodes 320 amino acids.